Messenger RNA from Emiliania huxleyi CCMP1516, 903 nucleotides. RefSeq lists its product as hypothetical. Gene Ontology annotation, cellular component: membrane. The transcript has 2 exons. The record is from RefSeq and is a predicted model, not a curated record. Bases 1 to 903 code for a protein of 300 amino acids. NCBI's taxonomy places the organism in Eukaryota, Haptophyta, Isochrysidales, Noelaerhabdaceae.
AUGCUUUCCCUCUCGCUCCUCGCGCCGCUCUCGCUAUGGUACGAUCCGGUGAGCCGCUUUGGCUUGCCUGUGGACACUGCGCCGCAAGCCGCCACCGCCUCGCCGCUGAUAUGUUUCAUCCCCGGCCUCGACGGCACCACCGCUUCACCUUUUGUGCAGUGGCCACCGCUCGUGAAUGCUGGCUACCGCAUACGCGUGUACGAUGCGCGAGCGGAGCCGGUGGCAGCGACAAUCGACGCUGAGGUCGGCUGCAUACUCGACUUUCUCCGGGAGGCGGACGCGCCGCAAACGCUGCUGAUGGGCGAGUCGUACGGUGGGGUGGUGGCUGCUUCGGCGGGGCUCCGCGAGCCGUCGCUCGUCAGCAGUCUCGUCCUCGUGAACCCCGCCAGCGCCUUCAGCGAGAUGCCCAGCCUGCAGGCGGACGCACGCACACUCAGCAAGGUGCCGCAGGCGCUCUUCCCGGCGGCCUCGUUCGCUCUGCUCGGCCGAAAGACGUUCGACGCAGGCUUCGUCGCGACGGCGGUGCGGGACGUGCUCGUGGAGCGGAAGCUCGAGAAGCUGCGCGAGAGCGAGCCCGCCCUCGCCGCCUAUUACGACGCCGCGCUCGCCCAUCUCGUGGACGAGAUCUCGUCGCAGCCGCCCAAGUGCUGGUUCGACGCACGCUUCGCCAACCUGAGGGCCGGGUGCGGGCUGCUCGAGGAGGGGUGGGAGGCGCUGCAGCCACCGCUGCUGAUUGUCGCCGGCACCGCCGACGCGCUGCUGCGGAGCGACGUCGAGGCGGCGCGGCUGGCGGCGCGGCUGGGGCCUCAGAGGUGCAGCGUGCACCUCGUGGAGGGGGCGGGGCACGCAGGCACGCUCGACGCCCGCUGCGACCUGCGCGCGGUCAUCGGGCGUGUGUCGUGA